Messenger RNA from Saccostrea echinata, 744 nucleotides. RefSeq lists its product as uncharacterized. The transcript has a single exon. Gene Ontology annotation, molecular function: nucleic acid binding. NCBI's taxonomy places the organism in Eukaryota, Metazoa, Mollusca, Bivalvia, Ostreida, Ostreidae. Gene Ontology annotation, biological process: DNA integration. Bases 1 to 744 code for a protein of 247 amino acids. The record is from RefSeq and is a predicted model, not a curated record.
AUGAUGAAGCUCAACAGAUAUGAUAUCGUCUUCAAGUUUCUAAAAGGAAAAGACCUCGUAAUAGCAGACACUCUAAGUAGAGCUUACUUAGAUGAACCAACAGAAAAGCGACUAGAUAUCUUCAUGGUUCAAGUCAACCCCAAUCUGAAUGACUCAAGAUUAAUGGAAAUCAAGGAGGCAACAGCCAAAGAUCCUGACCUUCAGGACCUGAUUGAAACUAUACAGUCAGGAUGGCCAGAUCGGAAGAGUGCUGCUAAGGAAAGCUGUCAGCCAUAUUUUGAUUUCCGUGACAGUUUAAGUGUAUAUGAUGGAAUCAUUGUCAAAGGAGAGUCCAUCAUAAUUCCAAAAAGUGAACGUCAAGAUAUUAAACAGCGUCUACACAGCUCGCACAAUGGAUACGAUUCUAUGCUGAGAAGAGCUAGGGGAUCCGUGUAUUGGCCUGGGAUGAAUGUAGAACUCAGGCAGUUAGCAUCUUCUUGUAAACCUUGCCAAGAACUCAAACCCCGCAAUAUUAGUCCUCUGCUGAAACAACAUGAUGAUGGCAAUGCUCCUUGGAAUAGAAUUGGCCUUGAUCUCUUUGAAAUUAAGGACAAGAACUAUCUUGUGGCCAUUGAUUAUUUCAGCAAUUUUAUUACCAUUGACUUGCUAAAGAAGACAACAUCUAAAGCAGUGGUUGGUGUUCUGAAGAAACAAUUUACAUUCUUUGGCAUCCCAUCGACAAUUGUAUCUGAUGGAGGACCAUAA